AUGUUUGGUAACGUUCAUCACGUAACAAGGCAUCUAAACCCUGUCAGGGCAAAACCAGGUCGCUUCUUCUGUUCAAUCCAGGUUCUGUUUCAUUCUUCUGUUGAUUCCCAUGAAUGGUACAGAGACAAACUCUCAGUUCUGACAAAACUAACACGUGCGUUAAAAGACGUUGAUUUAGUGGACGGGAAGCUAGAGGACAUCAAUGGCAUCAUCAUCUAUGAUGACACUAUCAAACAGAAGAUGCAAGCUUUCAAGUCUUUAGCUAGAAUCUUCAUUGGUUCUCCUUCACUUCAGCAGAAGCUUAAGAAACAUGGGCGGUUAGUUUUCGGUACUGAAAGCGAAAGAGAGCCGUUGGUUGUGAAUUCAUUGACCAAAGUUUGCAACUUUCUUGACAUCUCUGCGCAACAGAGGAAGCUUGUGAGGUGUACUGUGUGUUCACAGGUGACUCAGUAUCGUAUCUGGAGAGGUGCUCUUGAAGAUGUAUUGAAUGGUCUUAAAGAUGAAGUUGAUUGGUUAGUUGAACAUAGGGAGAAGACACAAGGCGCGAAGUUGGGCCAGCAAGUGAUCUUGUCUUGCCUCAAGUUUUUAUCUGAGUCAUCGGUUUCUUAUGAAGCUGAGAACUCAACUUCUUGGAUGCGGCCUGUGCCAGCUAGAUACGCUAAAGCAAACGCUUCUGCGAAGUGGGAAGAUGUUCUUGACAUGGUGAAUGAUCUGAGAAGGUAUCUGGAACAUGACGAAGGAAUCAAUGUACUUUACCAUCUGGAGAAGCUUUUAUCGAUGAAAGAAGGGCUUCUACAGAUCAAAGAUGUGUUUCUGGACAACACCAUUGGAUUCAGAGAGGUUAGGCAUCAAGAGCACCUUGUGCAUAGGAAGCUUUCAAAGAUGUUGGGAAGUCCUUCGCCUUGUUUGUUCACUCUCCUCAUGUAUUUCCUCUACGGCCGUGUGCGUGACAUGGAAGUUGAUCUAUGUGGAGGGUUUUAUAAGGAGAAGAACGACUUCUUUUGCUUAAGCAUGGGGAGGAUCUUGACCUCAACUGAUGAGAAAAUGGUUAGGAGAGGGAUUAAGCAGUUAGAUAGAGCCUUAGGGAUGUUUGAGUUUGUGUGGGAAACAGCAGGAAUGAAAGAGACUCUUAACCUGCAAGGACAUUUAUGGUGCCUUGAAGCUGAAGAAAAGACCAUCACAUACCGUGGGAAAACGUUCUAUCUGCAUGACCUUAGUCUAUGA
Molecule: messenger RNA, 1224 nt
Organism: Eruca vesicaria subsp. sativa (arugula)
Lineage: Eukaryota; Viridiplantae; Streptophyta; Magnoliopsida; Brassicales; Brassicaceae
Source: the annotation of a GenBank genome assembly